AGAGCCCGGAGAAGCGGCUAUGCCAAUGAGCAGCGCUUGUUGCCAUGAUGGGAUGCAGGAGCAUCAUCAAAGACUUUGAUUUAGUGAUAGGAGGUGAAGCUGAAGCAAUCUUGAUACUAAGGAAAACGAAACAAAAACAGGACCCACAGCAAUUUCCAGAUGGAACCUUGGGUUCCACCACGGCAGCCCCAUCCACGAGGGAGACACACAACAUGGGCAGAAGGCUAUGACAGGGGUCCAUGGAGAGAAGUCUCCCGUGGCCCUCCACCUCCUCAUUCCAGGCACAACAGUGAGUGGAUGUACCACCAUCAGCCCCGGGCAGGGCCUCAGCCUUGGCCGGAGUCUCGAGUAGAAUACUACCAUCCCACCUACCAUCCAAGGCUACAGGACUAUAGGAGACCAAACUCCAGGGCAGGGUAUUAUGAAAGCGGCCACCCCAACUGGUCAUACUCAAGGCAAGGGUACGAAGAUGUGUAUCGGAGCUCUGCGGACAAUAGCACAUAUGGAGGCUACCAGAGAUCCCCCCAAGUGCAGCAGAAUGAAAGAGAUUCGAGACAGAGGGACACCUGGGGUGAAGGUGCAGAUUCCUGGGACCAGAGUUACUGCAGAGGUUAUCGUCAUGAGGACGGCAGUGGCUUUGUUGGGCAGAACAAUGUGACACCGAUUCGAUCUAAGACGCAUGAGUCCUAUGAAGACAAUUAUGGUUCAAAUAAAGAUGGCUUCUAUGAGGCCAAUUAUAACUCUCCUUUGCAACAAGGCUGGAUUCAGGGUGAAUUCCAAGCGAACUUUCUGGAGAAUGCCAGUGUUCCAGCAUAUGAGCUUCCAUUGCCCGAAGAACCAAGCCUGCUCCAACAGUAUAAAGACUCAGGUCUCAGCUCCAGUAGCUAUGAGCUUAGCCAGUACAUGUAUGAUUCCUCCAACCACUAUGAAGCGGCUCUCUCCACGGACUGGAGCCCAAUUCAAGCAGCAGAAGACACACUAGCUGCUUCUCACCCUGUGGCACCCCAGAAGUUUUCCCUCCCCCAUGUACCUGUAUGCUUUGGAGCUGGAGGGCAGCUCGUCCGAGGAUGUCCUAACUACCCAGCAGAGGGGCAACCUGCCCUUGUUGAAAUACACAGCCUAGAGGUUAUCCUGCAUGAUACUGCUGAGCAGGAGGCCAUGCGAGUCUUCCCAGGACCUCUGAUCAGGGAGGAUCUGCACAAAGUGGACGUGAUGACGUUUUGUCAACGCAGAGCCGCCACGGGCUGUGACCCGGCAUCCAGCCGAGGCAGAGAUUUGGCCUUGCUGUGGAAACUCCUCCUCCUCCUUUGCCGGCAGAAUGGGUCCAUGGUGGGGUCAGACAUUGCUGAGCUGCUGAUGCAAGAGCGCAAGCACCGGGAAAGGUAUAAGAGACAAGAGACCAGGGCCAACCUGAUCAACCUGACAGAUGAGGAGUGGCCGACGGAGGGCUGUGGAACCACGGACCUUCUCACCGGGGAGAUUGUCCCGAGUGCUGGCACACCAGAGCAAAGAGUGGAGAAGUUCACCAAACUCCUCUUCUAUGGCAGAAAGAAAGAAGCUCUGGACUGGGCCAUGAGAAACCAGCUGUGGGGCCAUGCUCUUUUUCUGUCAAGCAAGAUGGACCAGAGGACCUACAGCUGGGUCCUGAGUGGGUUCACCAGUACGCUGGCCACCAACGACCCUCUGCAGACACUUUUCCAGCUCAUGUCUGGAAGGAUACCCCAGGCAUCCCUGUGUUCUGGGGAUGAGAAAUGGGGUGAUUGGAAGCCACACCUGGCUGUUAUCCUGUCCAAUGAAGUGGGAGAUGCGGAGCUGAAUCCCAAAGCCAUCGUCACCAUGGGAGACACGUUAGCUGGGAAAGAGUUAAUAGAAGCUGCUCACUUCUGCUACCUGAUGGCAAAUGUCCCUUUUGGCCACUACGGAGUUAAAGCAGACCGCCUGGUGUUGCUGGGCAGUAGCCAGAGCCAGGUGUUUGCCCAGUUUGCAAGGACAGAAUGUAUCCACAGGACAGAAAUCUUUGAGUACUGCCAGUUGCUGGGGUGUCGUCAAGCAUUCAUCCCCUCUUUCCAGGUGUACAAGCUGAUUUAUGCCUCUCGCCUUCUGGACUACGGUCUCGCUGCCCAGGCCUUGCAUUACUGUGAAGGGGUUGGGAAGGCUCUCCUUGCUCAGAAACAGAUCACUCACCCUGUCCUCCUAGAGCAAGUGAUCAAGCUGGCUGAGCGACUGAAACUCUCUGAUCCAGGGCUGCUGGAGAGGCCUGAACGAGAGGAGAGUCUGGAACCUGAUUGGCUCAUGGAGCUCCGAACCCGACGCCAGCAGUGGGAGGAGGAAGGAGGCCUCCCCAGUGCUACAUCCAGGCAACCAGAGAUCCCCAGAGUUAGUGGAUCAAUAGCAGGUUUGGCUCCCCAUUUUGAAUUUGCACAAAGCCAAAGAUGCACUGAAGAUCUAGAGCAACAUCUUUCUAGCCACCAGUUACCAGUGGACUCAACUCAAUAUCAGUCAGGUGUGGAUCAGAGACUACAUUCCUUUCCUGGAUAUGGACAGCCAUCGGUUGCCGGGUUGGUAACUUGCCUACCAGGCAGUGGGCAGGGCUCCAUAUCCUCUCCAAGUGAGCUUCCAGAUGACCUUUCCUCAAAUCUAUACCAGUCACCAGGGGACACUGUGGAAACCUGUGGGCCAUAUCACAUCCUUGGUGAUCAGAAGAAUGUUCUGGAACAUCAGAACACUUUAAAUGCACGGAACCGGACCGUCUCUGAGAGUUCCACUAUAUCCAUGGUAGAGGAUCCCCCAGGAUCCCCAGAUGGUACAGGGGUGGAAGCCACGUUAGAGAAGCCACCAACAGAGAAUGCAGAACAAGAGCAACCAAAGGCCUCUGGUUCUGGCUGGUUCAGUUGGUUCCGAUCCAGGCCAAAUAAAGACGCAGAACCCUCCAAGAAACCACCAGCUGCUCCUUUGGACUUCCCUGCUCCAGUUUCCCAGGAGAAAGCAGCUCCAUCACCUUUUCUUCCUCCCCCGAGUGAGACAAGGCCUUCAUCCCUUCCUCCUCGUCCUUUCCCUCAACUACCUCACACAGAUGCCAGCCCUUUUUCCAAAAGCUCUUUGGGACCCAAGAGUCCGCCAGGCUAUAGCAGCAGGGAUGGGAUCAUGUUUCAAGAUGCAAGAGGCCAGGCUAGUUUCUCCAAACCUUGUUGCAGCCCUGAUCAGGUGCCUCCACCCCCAAGAGGAGGAGUUCCACUUUUCAAUCCUGCUCAGGUCACCAUGCCAGCAGUCUCUGGUGCCGGCCAUCCAGAACGGAUUUUGCAACGGCACUACCCACAUCUUCCACAAUGAUCAAAAACCUAAGAGAUAUUUCUGCUGCUCUGGUGGGUCAGAAGCCAUCCCCUUGCAUGGAGAUCACAACAGUCUGGUCUGCGAUAGGCAGCUGAGAGCUCCUUAUUUUUUGCUAGCAUUAUAACUCUCUCUCCAAAGGCAAUGAGCAAAAAACUGAGGGGGUGGACAAUUACCUUUCCCACUUUAGGUUGCUCGGUCCCUUUUAAAAAUCUGGUGAAGGAGGUGGUGUGCUGCUGCGACCCUUCUCACUUGUAAUGACGACAAGAUGAAGAUGUCUCAGGUUGAGCCUGUGGAGCCCAAGUGAUAAUAAAAAGGGGGAAAUGAA
Elgaria multicarinata webbii is the source of this 3655-nucleotide messenger RNA. RefSeq names its product SEC16 homolog B, endoplasmic reticulum export factor (gene SEC16B). Gene Ontology annotation, cellular component: endoplasmic reticulum exit site; ER to Golgi transport vesicle membrane. The coding region runs from base 160 to 3330 and encodes 1056 amino acids. The transcript has 26 exons. Lineage: Eukaryota; Metazoa; Chordata; Lepidosauria; Squamata; Anguidae. The record is from RefSeq and is a predicted model, not a curated record. Gene Ontology annotation, biological process: Golgi organization; autophagy; COPII vesicle coat assembly.